CAGUUCUUGUUCCUCGUUCAACAGCUGCGGUAUCUUAAAUGUGCUAUAUGUGCUUAUGACUUGAAAUAUAAGCUUCCCUCUUCACCAACUAUGACAGAGGAAAUAACGUACGCAGAUCUGGAAUUUAAUAAAUCUUAUGCACUGGAAAAUAUCCCAAAGCCUGCUGCGCCUGAGGAAAAAGGGCUCUUCACCUCAUCCUCAUGGCGUCUGGCUGCCCUGACUUUGCUCGCAUUGUGUCUGGCGUUAAUGGUAGGACUGCUAGCUCUGGGAGUUGUGUUUUUCCAGGUUACCAACAUCUGCCAGGAAGAGAAUGUAAAACUCAAAGAGAAGGAGAAAGCGCUGCAAAAAAAAUUCUCAAGCAGGCUGCAAGAAAUAAGAGAGAGUUUGUGUUUGGAAGGGGAAGUGAAGAAUAAAAACAAUGAAAUGAGUUGUACACUCUGCCCCACAAACUGGCAACGAAUGGGAGAUGACACCUGUUACUACAUUUCUUCAGGGAAGAAGACAUGGGAGGGGAGUCGGAACUUCUGUGCCUCACAAAAUUCCACCCUUCUUAUGAUAAAAGACAAGCAGAAGCUGGAAAAUGUCAAUCGCUAUUUUAUUAAAGAACGUUACUGGAUUGGAUUAUCACAACGUAAAACUGAAAGGGAUGGCUGGUUUUGGGAGGACAGCACAGCUCUUUCUACAUCAGAAAAGGGAAUCUCUGUUUACAGUGUCAAGAAUCCCUGUGCAUCUCUGUUGGAUUCAUAUAUUUAUGCCAGUCAGCGCUGUAAUGAGAACAAUUUCUGGAUCUGUGAGAAGGCACCCAUCCAGCUGAGGCUCACAGACAAUCAGUAGCAGUUUAUCAGUUUAUUAUGGUUUAUCAGUAUGAAAUGUUUAUUUAUUAGCAGUGGGAAGAAACUCUUUGGGCUCUGUUUUGAGUUGUGAGAUUUUGGGUUCUGCAGAGUUUCCAAAUGAGCAUUUAAAUAGGUGUUUAGAGUCAUAAUCAGCAUUGUCAUUUCAUGGUUUUAGGAUGCCUUUACAAAAGUCAUAUGCAAAUGCUACACACAUAGUGAAGGCCAUAUGACCCCCCCAGGAAAUCUACAAAAUCUGUUAAUCCAGCUCUGAAAUGUGAAAAAAUAGAAACCGGGAACUCCGGAGUAAAAAUAAACUACUACAUUUAAAUAUGGAAAGACCUCUCUGGUUUCAACUUGUCCAUCCCCUGAAAGCCCAGUAUAUGAUUGCUCCCUAUUGCCCAUUUCUCAGAUUAGGCACCAUUUGCUGACAGUUGCCUUCCCCCAACCAGGGUUUGCCCAACCCUUCUGUCUGUCAGUCCCCCCCCACCACCCCGAUUUUGAAUGUGAUCAUUAGGAAAGCAAUAACUAUCUGCUAUUUGGGAUGGAGAAUGCUCUAUCUGCUGAUCCAAUUUUACUCCCUCCAGAGUUUUACUGAAAUGAUGCUUCUGUUCCCAGAGGUUUCUCUACUGCAGGUUUCAGUAACUCAGGGGCUGAAGCUUUAGCCACUUCCAUUCAGGAGACUCUUCUGCAUUCUCAUUGAUCUUACUUCAACAAACCAUUUCCUGAUCGCCAGCCUAAUGUUUCUGUUUCCUACAGUUUUAUCACACACCAGUUACACUCUCCAGCAACCCUAGCCAAAUCCCUCUGAUGUUUUCAUGCAUCACAUACUUCUACAGAGUGGCAAUGUUUUUCACCAAUAAGUCAUCACUUAGCCAAUUAUGCACAGGUAGCUCUUUUAAUCUUUUCUUAUAAGUAAGGCUGCGUUUUAGUCACAGAUAUUUUUAGUAAAAGUCAUGGACAGAUUACGGGCAGUAAACAAAAAUCCGUGACAUCAGUGACCUCUCUGAAAAACACGGAGCCUUACUUAUAAGUCAAUCUCUCCGGCCCACUAACCAUUUAGUGGGGAAAAGAGGAUGUAAAAAGUGAGCUACACUUCUUUUUCAGAGUAGUUCUCUAUUGUACAUCUAAUAAUAUUGUAGGACAUAUUGAAGAUACUCUGAAUACAACGUACAGAAAACCUCUGGAUUGCUUGGUAAACUAGGCACAAGAUAACAAUCUGUGUUUUAACAUCACUAAAUGUAAAGUUAUAUGUCUAGGAACAAAAACUGUUGGCCAUACUCACAGGAUGGGGGACUCUGUCCUAGGAAGCAGUGACUCUUAAAAAGACUUGGGGAA
Molecule: messenger RNA, 2168 nt
Organism: Mauremys reevesii (Reeves's turtle)
Lineage: Eukaryota; Metazoa; Chordata; Testudines; Geoemydidae
Product: C-type lectin domain family 12 member B-like
Exons: 6
Coding region: 91-834 (247 amino acids)
Source: RefSeq, a predicted model, not a curated record